Molecule: messenger RNA, 1303 nt
Organism: Gadus morhua (Atlantic cod)
Lineage: Eukaryota; Metazoa; Chordata; Actinopteri; Gadiformes; Gadidae
Product: dual specificity protein phosphatase 13-like
Exons: 4
Coding region: 306-908 (200 amino acids)
Biological process (GO): protein dephosphorylation; negative regulation of MAPK cascade
Cellular component (GO): cytoplasm
Molecular function (GO): MAP kinase phosphatase activity; protein tyrosine/serine/threonine phosphatase activity
Source: RefSeq, a predicted model, not a curated record
GUUGUCCAUGUAUCAUAAAACACGUCAACAAUAUUUGAAGUUGAUUAUUCUGGUCGGAAAUAUAAGCAGAAUUGCAUUUAUUGUUGAUAACGGCAGGAAUGGCCUUUGCCAUUCUUAUAGUGCAUAUUGCAGAAUAUACUUCCUGUGUGAGAAACUGCUCCACCUGUCUUUCACAGUCAGUGUUAAUCAAAUUAAAGAGUUUUUUUUAGCACCAUUCCGAGUGGCAGUGAAGAAAACCUCUUGCUUUAUUCACUGAUGCAUAAUACAGCUUGGAAUACUCCUCUAAAACCUGCUAAACUGAUGUCAUGUCGGAUGUGAAAGGCGAGAGGCAAGGGUCCCAGUGCCAGACGCACAGUGUGGAUGAGACCGCUCGCGACGUCGAGGCAGACGAACUACAGCGGCCGUCUCUUCAGGAGUUGGAGGACAUUUUACAUUCGGCCCCGCGCUCGUGUCGUCAUGGCGACGAGGUGUGGCCCAACCUGUAUCUGGGUGACAUGUACAUGUCCCAUGACAAGUUUGGACUGUGGCAACUGGGCGUGACGCACGUCUUGAACGCAGCUCAUGGCAAAAUGUGCUGCAAAGGGAGUGCGGAUUUCUACGGCACCACGGUGAAGUACCAUGGCGUGCCAGCCAGUGACCUGCCCACCUUUGACCUUUCACCUUUCUUCCACACCUCUGUGCUGUUUAUUCACGAGGGUCUGACAUCGGGAGGCAAGGUGUUCGUGAACUGUGCCGUGGGAGUGAGUCGUUCAGCUGCUGUCGUUUUGGCCUACCUCAUGAUCCAUCGUCACCUCAGCCUUGUGUCUUCCAUUCGCCUUGUUCAGCAGAAGCGCUGGGUUUUUCCCAACCGGGGCUUCCUGCAACAGCUUAUUGCCCUCGAUCGGAACCUACAGCGGGAGAGAGACUGAAAACCCAUCCCACACAUUGUGAUUCACUUUGAGACUCUCCUACUCUCAGGCAGUAUGUCUUAUUUAAUGUACCGUCAUUUGAUAUAAUCUGACAUGACACCACUCAGGAACAGUGCAUAAUAAUCUUGGGUAUAAUAAUAAUCAUUUGCCAUGGAGAAUGGAAAGGAUAAAGAAUGAAUUAUUUAUUGAAUCAAUAGCCUUGGGUUGUGUUUCUCAAACAGAACAGAGGGUUGUUUCGAGGCACAAACAGAACCAAUCACUUUUCUCUGCGUGUCUGAAUCGCGGUUAUGCACCGAACAUAAAUAGUAGCCAUCGCUCAGAACCGAGGCGGGUUGCGUAAGCUGGGCAUCACGCAUGUCCUGAACGCAGCCCACUCCAAGCAGGGCAGCUUAGGG